Agrilus planipennis (emerald ash borer) is the source of this 1038-nucleotide messenger RNA. RefSeq lists its product as uncharacterized. Bases 85 to 1023 code for a protein of 312 amino acids. The transcript has 2 exons. NCBI's taxonomy places the organism in Eukaryota, Metazoa, Arthropoda, Insecta, Coleoptera, Buprestidae. Gene Ontology annotation, cellular component: SMN-Sm protein complex. The record is from RefSeq and is a predicted model, not a curated record.
AAAAGUCAACUAUUUAAAAAUGAUAAUUACAAAAUCUAUAAUGUAUAAUAUAUCAUAAGUUUCUUAAAUUUUUGAGGAAACAGUAUGGGUUCUUCAACAAAUUCUCAGUCUGAGCCUUGUUCUCCAAAUCCUGAUUAUUCAGAAUCAGAGAAAAGACACAACGUUUAUUCCUUCUUAAACAAUAGAUGUUUAAAAACCUUGCCUAGGAAUUUGGAAAAAGGGUUGUUUGAUCUUUGCAAUUCAUCCUCUAAAAUAGAAUACUCUGAUUUUAUUGAAAAGAGUUGCGAUUUAAAAGACACCCAAACUGCACCGCCAAAUUUAAAUUUUGGUACUUUUCCACGCACAUCAAGUACAAGUCCCCCAAAGGUAGAUAUUAAUUAUCCAUAUGAUGAUGAAAGGGGAACAAUUAGAUCAAGAUCACAAGGAAGGAAUAGCCAAAAAACAAAUUCUACAAGAUCAAAAACAGAUAAAAAACCUAUUCAAUUACUUGUGGCACAUAAAAUAAAACCGAAAAUAUCAAACUCAUCUGUACAAGGAGUAAACUUCAACGAGGAUGCUUUAUCAGAAAGUUCACAGAAUAUAGUAAACUCUUUAGAUGAAGAAGGAAUUCUAGAUAAUUACUCUCAAAUGCAUAAUUCUGAUUUAAACAAAACAUAUUCAAAUUUUCAUGAGGCACAACAGUUACCCAUUAAGAAACAUAGCAAUUACACAAGAUGUAACAUUAUUGAUGAUGAAUCUGAGGAAACUUCAGCUAUUCAUAAAACUAGAUCAUUAUUAAGAGAGAAAUUUUUAAAAUUAUUAAUAAGUUUGUCAGGCGAAGCAGAAUGUAAAAUGCAAAUGUUUGGUGGAGUACAGUUAUAUUGCAACAUUAAAGCAUUUCAUCCCACUUUUGAUACUUUACUUGUAGAUGAAAUUCAGCCGAAUUAUUCGAAAAUGUUUAAUAAUACUAUCAUUAGAUCCAGUGAUAUAUUAUCUAUAGAAUUCUACAAUCUUAACUUACACAAUUUACUUGCUGAUAAAUAAUUCUGUAAACGUAAU